AUGGCUUUGUACGACUACGCUAUAGGCAAUACGGCAACUAUAACUACUUCUGAGUAUACUAAUAGGCGAAAUAAGCUUAUAGACGAGGUCCGUGAGUACAUCGCUAGUUAUAAUAAGCUGUCCGGCUUCAAGCGCGACUGA
Molecule: messenger RNA, 141 nt
Organism: Parastagonospora nodorum SN15
Lineage: Eukaryota; Fungi; Ascomycota; Dothideomycetes; Pleosporales; Phaeosphaeriaceae
Exons: 2
Coding region: 1-141 (46 amino acids)
Source: RefSeq, a predicted model, not a curated record